GCUUCAACAGAAUCUUACAAGUUUACAAUCUCUCUCUCUCUCUUCAGUGAGUCCACACUCUCUCUCUAUAGGAGAAUAAACUCUACUUCUGGCCUUUUCUUCCAAACAAGUGAAUAAAUCCACCAUCCCAAGAACCAAAUUCCAAAAAGGAAACCAUGCAUUACCCACCAUAGGCCACAAAACCCUAAACCUUUUCUGAUUUCUUGAGCAACUCACAAAAAAGCUUCAAACUUUUGCAGCAUUUGGGGAGCAUUUCAAGGCACAAAGGAGAAGAAAACCCGGCAUUUCCCUCAUCUGGGUCAGCCUGAAAAAUGUCAAGGCCAUUUGAUCAGACCCAGCAAUCUCCACCAGACUUUGUGCUGCAGCAAAACACCAACAGUUCCCACACACCUCAUGGCUCCAUUGGAGCAGUUGUUGCUGUUCUUGUGGUGGUUGCACUUUUGGGUUUGGUUGCUGCUGUGAUUGGAAGGCUCUGCUCUGGGAUGAGUAUUUUGGGGUACGGACAUUACGAUUUGGAGAGCUGGGCAGAAGCAAAAUGUUCAUCCUGCAUUGAUGGAAGAAUCAGCACUCAGAUUCCAAGGCCUAUUAUGUCUGCUACUUCCACUCCAACUGCAAACCCAGCACAAACCCAGCAAGAAUCUGAGCUUCAACCCCCACAAACUGUAAAUGUUUGAUUUCUGGCUAUUGGGUUUUGGAUUUGGUAUUAAGUAACAACUAUCCUAUUAUUUGUAUUUUUUAAUUUUUAAUUUUUAAUUUUUGAUUUUUUGAUGUUCUUCUGUUCUCUGUUGCUGGGUACAUUAUUAGAGCAGGGAAGGCAUACAUUUUGUGAUGUUGGUGUCAUUGAUUCUGGGAGGAUGGAAAUGAAUUUGGGAGACUUUCUUUUGAAUUUUUGAAUUGCCUCUUUAACUUUGUUUAGUUGAAAAGGAAAACGAGUAAGUUCAGCCUAGCCGCAUACAUUACCA
Messenger RNA from Malus domestica (apple), 962 nucleotides. Lineage: Eukaryota; Viridiplantae; Streptophyta; Magnoliopsida; Rosales; Rosaceae. The record is from RefSeq and is a predicted model, not a curated record.